Messenger RNA from Didymosphaeria variabile, 1383 nucleotides. RefSeq names its product Aromatic/aminoadipate aminotransferase 1. The transcript has 3 exons. Lineage: Eukaryota; Fungi; Ascomycota; Dothideomycetes; Pleosporales; Didymosphaeriaceae. Bases 1 to 1383 code for a protein of 460 amino acids. Gene Ontology annotation, molecular function: 3-deoxy-7-phosphoheptulonate synthase activity. The record is from RefSeq and is a predicted model, not a curated record. Gene Ontology annotation, biological process: aromatic amino acid biosynthetic process.
AUGGGCUCAGCAGCAGAAUGGUCGCCAUCUUCUUGGCAAUCGAAGCCCAUCAAACAAGUAGUCACAUACGAUGAUCAAACCGCUGUCUCAGCAGCGCUGUCAAAACUCUCAAGCUUGCCACCAAUUGUCACUCCAACCGAAAUCAUCAAGCUGAAGUCCAGCCUCCGGGAUGCCGCCCUUGGAAAAUCGUUCUUGCUCCAGGGAGGCGACUGUGCAGAAUUGUUUUCUUAUUGUGCCGAUGACCCGAUCAACGCCAAGAUCAAGCUUCUGCUACAGAUGAGUUUGGUACUAAUUUGGGGAUCGAACAAGCCCAUCAUCCGCAUAGGUCGCAUGGCAGGCCAAUACGCCAAACCUCGCUCAAGUCCCACAGAGAUCGUGGAUGGCAAGGAGAUGCCGAGCUUCCGUGGAGACAUUCUGAACGGUUUCGACCCAGCGCAUCGGCAUGUGGACCCCGACAGAUUGGUCACUGCGUACUUCCACUCUGCUACGACACUAAAUUACAUCCGUGGACAAUUAUCGAGCGGCAUCGCUGACUUGCACAACCCUCUUGACUGGGACCUAGGCCACGUUCAAGAUGAGGGACUGCAGAAGAAAUACUCCCAGAUUGUAUCGAACAUCUCGGAAUCACUACGUUUCAUGAGGACAAUCGGCGCAGACACAUCGGGACAGCUUCAGACCGUUGACCUCUACACCAGUCACGAAGGCCUUGUACUGGAGUACGAGCAAAGUCUAACACGCAGGCUCAAGCAUCCUGUCGGCUACCAGUCUUCGUUGUCAAACGAUGGCCGGGGCUGGUACAACACGUCUGCGCACUUCAUUUGGAUCGGCGAUCGCACACGCCAGAUUGACGGCGGCCAUGUGGAGUAUUUCCGCGGUAUCGAGAAUCCUAUCGGUAUUAAGGUCGGGCCAUCGAUGAAGAAUGAUGAGCUGGUAGAAUUGCUUGAUAUCGUGAACCCGAACAAGGAGAUUGGCAAGGUCACACUGAUCACACGUUACGGAAAGGACAAGGUCGAGUCUAUGCUUGGGCCCCACAUCGAAGCAGUGAAGAAAAGUGGUCACGUUGUCGUUUGGCAAUGCGAUCCGAUGCACGGCAACACGCACAGCACUCCGACUGGGAUUAAGACACGGUCGUUCAACAGCAUCUUCUCCGAGCUAUCUUCUGCCCUAAAGGUCCACAAAGAGCAUAGCUCAUUCCUCGGCGGUAUGCAUCUCGAAUUGACUGGUGAUGCAGUAACAGAGUGCACCGGUGGCAGCGAAGGUCUGGCGGAAGAGGACCUCAGCUUGAAUUACACGACGUACUGCGACCCCAGACUGAACGAGAAACAAGCGUUAGAACUAGCGUUCCUUGUUGCGGGUCACUAUCGCGAGGAUAACGCUCUAUAA